UUAUAUGAUGCAAUAAUCAAACAUAAAAACAGCGCUUCGGUCUGCGUUUCAAUUUUAAUUUUCAAUUCUGUUGCAAAAAGUUAAAGCUUGAACAAAAAAAACCGGACAUCAGUUCUAAAAAUUACCCAGAAAUGGCUUCCCCCACUGCAAACCCUGAUGAGGUUAAAUUUGAGCUUGAAGAAAGAAAUAAUGGUAUUACCAGCACUCAACUCAAUCAAGUUGACAAGCCACUGGCAAAACCAGAAGUCAAUGUCAUCUACGAAGAGCCGGUGUAUGUUCAGCAGACUAAACUGGAUAAUGAUGCAACUGAAGUAAGCAAAGGCUCAAUGUUAUGCUGGAAAGUUGUCGUGGUUGUUUUGUCUAUAGCUGUCGUUGUGCUGACAACUCUUCUCGUAACUCUGACAAUCUCCUUCUCAAACAAAACGAGCGACCUUGAAUCAAGACUGAACUCAAUGGAAACCAACCAAUUGGACGAAAAACAAAAGACUCUUCUCCUGACAAUCUCCCUCUCAAACAAAACGAGCGACCUUGAAUCAAGACUGAACUCAAUGGAAACUAACCAAUUGGACGAAAAACAAGAUGAAACAAGCAUCAUCGUUUUUCAACGUCGAGGUCAAUUUGAUGUUGAUUUCCAUAGAAAUUUCUCCGAAUACGAGAAUGGUUUUGGAGGCUCAACCACCAUGUCAGACUUUUGGCUGGGAUUGAAAACAAUGCAUAACUUGACCAAACAAGGAAAAUGGAAAUUAAGAAUCUGGACGCGACAAUUCUUAGACAAUCUAGUCAUUUGGGGCGAAUGGGAAGACUUCACGGUCGGCCCUCACCCCUUUUACCGAUUAUCAGUUGGACCAACGGUGGCGAGUAAGAACAUGUGGUACCUUGACGAUGCGGGUCCUGGGCCAUGGGCUCGUCGUGGCCUUCAAUAUCACAAUGGAAUGGCCUUCAAGACUUAUGACAUGGGCGAAGAUGGUAUCUGUGCUGUUAAGCAUACUGGCGGCUGGUGGUUCAAUGGAUGUCACAGUAUGCACCCGAAUGGAAUGCAGACAACUUCGAAUUCCCACCAGAAUGGCACACAGAUGUCAAUCACAAAUGAGGCAGGACGACGAACUUAUAUUUCUUACAGUGAGAUGACAAUGAUACGUAUUGGAUGA
Molecule: messenger RNA, 1148 nt
Organism: Symsagittifera roscoffensis
Lineage: Eukaryota; Metazoa; Xenacoelomorpha; Acoela; Convolutidae
Product: ryncolin-1-like
Exons: 5
Coding region: 132-1148 (338 amino acids)
Source: RefSeq, a predicted model, not a curated record